GCUCCUCAACUCAGUAGUCGCCGCACGUUCCUCACUAGACACGAUUCCAACCAACAUUACUGACAUACUGACGAACCCGACUCUGUCUGCCUCACUGUAUCAGUGCACUCAUACAGUGCGACGCGCUGAUCCACUAGAGUUUCCAAACUACUCCUUUGCAUAUAUUUAGUUCUUACUGACAUAAUUCUAGGAAAUGUUGUGGGCCUCCACCUGUUGGAGAGUGCAUCACCACUGUUCUGCGCAUAUCUGCCGCGUACUGACACACAGUUGACGUUUCGAUCUCAUUUCUCAAGAUGGGCAGCUGUGUCUAUGAGCUUCUGUAAACGUUUGGCGGAGGUUUAGCAGACGGGACGUGGGUUCGUCUGUCGGCCGCCCCGCCCCGCCCCGCCCCGCCCCGCACCGACCACAGAACGGCAACUGCAGGUGUAGGUACUCGUACAUCGUACAAACACACAGACCGCUCACCCGGGCGUCACAAUAGAGGUGGCAACGCAAUGUUAAUGGGCCACUGUGGUGUUGAUCGCGUCUAAUGUCGAUGGUCCAUUGUAAUGGGCUACGGCCGCAUUGUAAACACUAUAAUAACAAAGAAGGGACCUUCACGUGGCACCCUGUUUGGGCACUAGUCGUAGGGCUGACAGCACAUCGUUACAAAACAAUAUUAUACUAAUUUAGCGUAUGUUCGUUGUUGUCGCUUGUACACACAUCACCACAGCGUGCACUGCGCCGUCCGUCGGAGACAGGAGCUGGAAGCCUCAACUGGAUGGCUUGGCGACAGUCCCGCCCUACAAACGGACCGGUACUUCGCUGCUUGCGCGUACUUGCAGCGACAAUAAGUAGGACGGUGGUACCUCUCCGGGCACACACACAUGGCUCACCUGCACGCAAGAUCUAUUUUGCUCAUGAUUUUAUUAUAUAACGUUGAUCCUUCAUCAUGGAAACCGGUUGUGGACAUGCGAUGUGCUAGGACUAGGUGGUUGGUGCGGAGUGGGACAGCCCUGCGAGGCGCGGCGUGGCGGGGUGGGGAGGGGGAGGGCGCCGGCUCACAGCGCCUGCGCAGCUCGGUCCUCGCACCUGCCUCUCGCGUCCGGUUCGCAUCUCCUCCGCACUCAGUCUCUCGACAGCACAUCAUGGCCGCCAAGUUCGUAGUUCUCUUCGCCUGCAUCGCUCUGGCCCAAGGAGCGAUGGUGCGACGCGACGCUCCCGACUUCUUCAAGGACAUCGAACACCACACCAAGGAGUUCCAUAAGACUUUAGAACAACAGUUUAACUCGCUCACCAAGUCAAAGGACGCACAGGACUUCAGCAAGGCUUGGAAGGACGGCUCCGAGUCCGUGCUGCAACAGCUCAACGCCUUCGCCAAGAGUCUCCAGGGAGCGCUCGGAGACGCGAACGGCAAGGCCAAGGAGGCUUUGGAACAGUCGAGGCAGAACAUCGAGCGCACGGCCGAGGAGCUCCGCAAGGCCCACCCUGACGUCGAGAAGAACGCCACCGCCCUCCGCGAGAAGCUGCAGGCCGCCGUGCAGAACACCGUGCAGGAAUCCCAGAAGUUAGCGAAGAAGGUGUCCUCGAACGUGCAGGAGACUAAUGAGAAACUGGCGCCCAAGAUCAAGGCCGCCUACGACGACUUCGCGAAGAACACCCAGGAGGUGAUCAAGAAGAUCCAGGAGGCCGCCAACGCCAAGCAGUGAGCGUCGAUAUUGAACUCUCACACUUAAUAAAUAUUUCUUUCAUAUA
Molecule: messenger RNA, 1734 nt
Organism: Bombyx mori (domestic silkworm)
Lineage: Eukaryota; Metazoa; Arthropoda; Insecta; Lepidoptera; Bombycidae
Product: apolipophorin III
Exons: 6
Coding region: 867-1688 (273 amino acids)
Biological process (GO): lipid transport
Cellular component (GO): extracellular region
Molecular function (GO): lipid binding
Source: RefSeq, a predicted model, not a curated record